AUUUGAACUAACCGAGAUCCUCAUUUCAGUUUUCUGCUGGAACAACUGGACUUGAAACAGAAUCAGUUCUUCAGGAAAUAGCACCACUACGCUGCAGGAAAACAAUUUUAACCAAUUCCUUGCAAGGUAGAAAGAUGAUCGUUCAAUCUCUCUCUUUCACCUCACAUUUUAUUUGUUAAACGAGUGGAUCAUAGGGGCUAUCGUUUACUACACUUCACCUUUCGCUACAAGUUAUACAUAUAUUAAAACAACUGGAUCACAUGGGUUAUCGCCAUUGAACAGCUGCAUCUGCUUCCUGAUUCCAUACAUAUAUAUUCAAAAAAUAAGCAAACCAAUCAUCUGGGAACUUCUAUGCUGAUCAAAGUUCGAAGGAAAGGGGACCGACAAUUAUAUUCGCUCGCAGCUGGAAGUGCAGGAAGAAUGCUGUCACAUUGUUACAGAUGUGAAGCGGAAGGCUGCUCCAGAUGUCAGAAACUAACAACUGGAACUGCAAAUGUAUUUUUUUGUGUUGUUGCCAAAGCGUUUCCCCCUCCUCCUCCUCCCUUCUCCUUCCGUUUCCAGUUUCGUGACUGCAUUUCCACAGGCUGUUGCUUCGAGUCACUGACAUCACGUCGAUGGUGACAAGAACAUCGAGGGUGAGAGCAGAAGUGACUUUAAAAAUAAGGCGCUGCCGAGGGCUCCACUACAUCUGGGCGGGAUUACUUCUCGACCUUCGGGACUGAAAGAUUAGAGCGAACCUGAUCCGGUCUGGGGAAGGAAUGUGCAUGUCACUCGCCACGGUGGUGAAGGAUUUAUGUGUGUAGAAAGGUACAAUUUGAACGCACGGCGCAUUGGCGUUGUGCUUGCUGCAAUAAACUAUGAAGAUGCAGUGAAAGUCUUUGCACUUCAGAUUAUUAUACGGCACCGACUGAAAGCGAUUCCACACAUAUUGGCUUCGACUUCUUGCUCCCACUUUUGGUCUUGGAUUGCACUUGGAAGGAGAGGAUUGGGAUUUGGGUUGAUCCCGUCGCAAUUCUCCCGGAAAACCGUUCCGCUAAUCUGAGGUUUCUCAACUCUGAUCUGACGUGGCAUUUUUUUUCUCUCUUCAUUUUUUCUUCCUCUCUCCCUGGCCAUCGACUCCCCUGCCGAGUGGGUUUGGCUCUGACCUCUGCAGCUGAAAUCCUCUCCCCUUCCUGUCUGACGGCGCGAUGGGGAGUAUUCCUUAUGGCUACUUUUCCUGGCAGAUGCAUCUCUGUUCUGCAGCACCAUCCGCUUGCAGUUACACCUCGGACAGAUCAUAGCCGCCGGCCCGGGGAUUCUUCAGCCGAUCCUGAACAUCCUUCCAACUGCAGUAUUUGUGACCUUCCGAACUGCCCGCUUCUUCAUGUCUCAAAACCCAAUCCAGUCCCCUUCAACUCCAAACUUGACUGAACUACCCGGGGUCCUGUUUAAUUGAAGUUUGCUCUACUCUCUUUAUUUGUAGUGCAUCCCCUUUUAUUUCGUGGACGGGAUCUCUUUUUUUGCUUUUUCUCCUUGGUCUGGAUUCCCCCGGCCGGAUACUACCUUCCUCCACCGAGAUGAAGGCCUCCGGUGUGAGGAAGGUUUGGAAGAACGAGAAGGUGGAUGAAGCCCAGGCUUUGGCUCGGAGCUGUGCGGGGAGACCAGACUUCCAGCCUUGUGACGGCCUCUCCAUCUGUGCCACCCACAGCCAUGGCAAGUGCUUCAAACGGCACUGGUGUUGCUACUUAGGAUGGUGUCACUGUAGAUAUAUUUAUCAGCCUAUGACCCCCGUAGAGCAUCUACCAAGCACUUCAAUCCCGAUGAGCAUGAACAGCCACACAAAUACUGUCCAGCUGUCCAUCUCGCUGAUGGAACAUUUUCUAAAGACUUCUUCUUUCCUCAGGCCUCCAUUCACACCCGACGCACCCAGGUACUGCACCAUUUCCAAACUCUUUGUUGACAGCUAUCGGGUCAAAAGGAUUAAUGGGAAGAUGUGCUAUGUUCAGCGUCAGCCUCAACCAGCCCCUGUUGUGCAGGACCCAAAGGUUGGAGAUAACUUUAGUCAGACUACCUCGGUCUGUUCAAAGGGGCCAACUAUAGCAGACAAGGUGGCAGCCCCACAAAUGAACCAGUGCUCCUCACCAUCUGCCUCAGAAGAUUCUGGGAUAAAUGCUUUAGGGCUCCACUACCCAGAAUCAUGUGACGAAGACACAGAGGAGGACGAGGAUGAAGAUGAACUGAGCUCAGAUGAUGACUCUACUCCAGAGAGUCAAUGGGAUCAGGAUGAUUGUGCUUUGCUUUCUCCUUCUCAAUCCACCAUGGAAAUUAUCGAAAAAAUUGAAACAACUGUCUGAGUUAAAGCAGCAAGGAAGGUUUCCUGGUAUCUUCAUUCAUGCUGGAUGAAACAAAUACAACAGAAGUUUAUGAAUUCCAAGAUAAAUUGAAGAUGUGCUCAGUAUUUCAUUUCACUGUUUUGAAGUAACUAAAACAUAGGAACUGCUCAAAGCUUUCUCAGUUAUAAAAUAGACACUUAAUUAAAAUAUAAUGCAUGCAGAUGGUAGAUGAGUGAUUGCUGUGCCAACCUAGAGAUUUAGACUGUGGAAAGACCAAAGGGGCCAAGACUUUUGAAGCUACCAAGCACAAUAUCAAAGCUGACAACUGUUUAAUCCAAUGCUUUGGCAAUGUCAUAAUUUGAAUCUCACACUCAAGCACAUUUGACUACACAGCACCACUUCUAUAAGUCCAGGCUGUUUUUCCCUCCUGACAGGGGUUGAAGAUAGUGGGGAAGAGGGGAGAAGGAAUAGACACAAGUAGAUGAUUUACAAUAUAUCAGUAUCAUGCCAAUUACAGAAAGCAUUACAGAAAAAGUGCAUUAAGAAAAAAAAAUCUGCACCUUUUCCUAAAUCACAGAAUAGUAAAAGAUAUUAGGGCCUAAUCUCUUGUUGUGGGACAAGUCAAAUGAUUCCUUCAAUCCAAUAAUUUGUAGAUAUAACACUGAAUGAGUUACAUUAACCCCGCAUGAAAAGGUGCUUUCAAUUUUUUGAGUUAUCUUGUAAAAUAUACAUUGUUAUUAUCACAAUAUUAAUUGAAAAUUAUUUUUAUUGAUGUUUACAUUAUUAGGAUAGAUACCUUUGUUACAUUAUUUGUCUUGCACUGUGCUGUUUUGUAUUAUACAGAAGAACACUGCUAAACUAGUGGUUCAGAAUUUCCUCAGUCAGCAAUAAGGUUCAGUUUAGGUGUACCUUUUAUUUGAGGCAGAAGAUUGUGCACAAUUAAAGAGAAUUUUCUGGGGAAUGAAAAAUGAAAGCAGACUUUGCCAAAUGUAUUUUUUGGUUUCUUGAUUUGGGAAGCACUGAUAAUUGACUCAUGAAACACCACAUACAAAUAAUAUGCUUGUGUUCAUGUGGAUAAAGGAGAACAGUGCCUGGUGGUCCACUAAGUUAAAGAGAAAUUAAGGUUAACAAAUGGAAAAUUAGCCACUGUGACACAAGCAAAAGUAUUAAAAACUUCUCCUGAUCUUUCUAUAAAUUUCAAAUGGAGUGUCUGACAAAGGGCAGAAUCGGUACACAAUAAUGUAGUGUGUUCAAUUGGCAUCUGCCACAUGCAGUGUGACUAAAUCUGUGUGCAUACCAUGCUGCAAAUAAUUCCAGUGAUUAAUCAUAACUGCAACAUAUUGGUAGACUUUGCAGGUGAUGGUCUAAAAUUUUAUGUGUAUUCAAUCUGUCAAGGUGAGAGGCAUCACCAGUCACUCAAUGCCUGCAGCACAAGAGGAGGCCAUUUGGCUUCUCAAAUCUGUAUCAGCACUACAUAGAGCUGCUCAGUGAGUCCCACUCCCCCGUCCUUAUCUCAAAGCACUGCCAAUACUUCCCUUGUUUAUUCACAUCCUUUAGAAUGCCACGAUUCAACCUGCCUCCUCCAAAUGAUUGGCAAUGCCUUCUGGUUCCUAACCUCUCCUGUAAAGACAUUUUUUUGCAUGUCACUUUUAGUUCUUUUGCAAAUCAUCUUCAUCCGGUGCUCCCUAUUUCCACAUCCCUCCCACCAAUGGGAACAGUUUCUCCUUGUUCACUCUUAUCUUAUAAACUUAAUAUCUUUACAUUUCACAUCCCCUCCUAUGUACAAAGGAGAACACAAGCUUUUCCUGUCCAUCCAUAUAACUGAAGUCACUCAUCCCUGGAAUCAUUUUAGUUAAUCCCCUCCUCUUGUAGAUUGUGGUGCCCAGAAUUCCCAUUGGGGCCAAAUCGGUGUUUUAUAAAGUUAGUUUUGAGUUCAUUGCUCUUUUACAUUCUGCCCCUUUUACGAAGUCCAAGAUUCUGUGUGCUUUUUUCACUACUUCUUCAACCUGCCCUGCCACUUUCAAAAAACUACAUAUGUUCUCUCCAUUCUUGUAACCCUUCUGGUAUUGCUCCCCUCUACUUUUCAUUGCCUUUUCUCAUUCUUCCUACCAAACUGUAGCACAUCACAUUUCUUGGCUUUAGACUUCAUCUGCCACCCAUCACCCAUUCCACUAGCAAAAGACAAAUUGCUGGAGGAACUCUGCAAGUCAAGCAGCAUCUGAGGAGGCAAAGGCAUGGUCAAUGUUUCAGGUCGAGACCCUGCAUCAGGACAAGAUUCCAGCAACCGCAGUCUCUCGUGUGCAUCCAUUCCAUGAACCUGCCUAUUGCUCCUUGAAGUCCUCACAUUUCACUACACCCUUAAAUUGUGUGUCAUAUGCAGAUUUUAAAAUUAUGCCCAAGUCCAACUCGCUAAACAUAUUAAAAUAUUAAAAGGAGGUUUUGGGGAACUCCUCUCCAAACUUACCUCCAGCCUGAGAAAGAACCUUUCAUUCCUCCUCUGUAUCUUCUUCAAUUCAGCCAGUUUUCUAUCCACAGUGCUGCAGCUCCCUUUUGCUCCAUUCACAACCCUAUUAUGUAGCACCUUAUCAAAUGCCUUUUACAUCAACUGUGUUCCCCUCAAAGACCCUCUCUGUUGCUUCAACAAAAGAUCUUUAAAGUUAGUUAUAUGUGAUUUGCCUUUAACAAACCUAUAAAGGCUUUCUCCAAUCAAUUCACAUUUCUCCAUGUGCCUGCUGACUCUGAUUAUUGAUUCUUAAACUUUGCUCACUCUUGAAAUUAAUUUGACUGGUUAUUGGGGUUAUCCCUACACUUUUCUUGAAAUAAGUUAGGAGUUCAGGAUAUCUCAGUUACUACAUCAGAAUGUUUGUAACUUGUAUAUAUAUGGACUAUGUCUAUCUGAUCAUUUGGCUACAUCUAACACGGUCAGAACCAGAAAGAUUUCUUUUUUAAUAUUGUCUCAGCAUAAUCAAAAAGUACCAUCAUUACCUUCCCUAUUUACGAAUAGCCUCAGAUUGUAAGUGUCACUUUUGUGUAGUAUUUAUGGUCUAAUUAGUGGGAUAUAAAUUAAAAGAGCACAAUGUAGAGCACAAAUUUAGGAAUAAAUGUACACAAGGUGAAGGCCAAGUAAAAGUGUGAAAUUUUGAUCAUCCUAUUAUAAAAAUACCAUCCAUUCGAUAGAGAUUGUACAAGAUUAUCAGCAACAGUGACGAGGAGAGACUUUAACUACAGAGACUUCACUGAAGCAGAACUGCUGAGGAAAUGUAAUCAAGGUUUUUAUUAUUAUGAAAAACAUUGAUAGGGUGAAGAGGUAAAGACCGUCCCUAGGAUGGGAGUCGGUUACAAAGGAUCACUGAGUUUGGAGAAAAAUGUUAAAGUAAAUCAAAGAGCUGUGGGAGCAUCAAAUGCUUUGUCAGUGCUUGAGGACAUGAUCACCGUAUCACUAAAGGAGAAAUAUUUGAAGUGGGCCAAGAUACAAGAUAAUGGAGAGAAAGCCUAGCAGGGCAUUGUUUUAACAAAAGGCUAACAUAGAUCAUAUGGUUUGCAUGAAUGUGAUAAUUGUUGUAAACGUAUCAGUGAUAAACUUCAGACACAAAUGCACAAACUCAUUUCCAUCAGUUGAGAAGAGGAGGAUAUAUCAGAGGACCUCAGAGCUAUAACUGAAUUCAAGAAAGGAGACAAAUCCAAAUGUAGCAAUUACAGAGGGGUCUCUCUGCUAUCCUUCACAGAAAAAUUCAGCACCAGGUCCUCCUCAACCCCCCUCCUCACAGUGGAAAAAGAUCUGCUCCUCAAAUCACAGCCUGGAUUCUGUACAUCUAGAGGCACAGAAGACAUGAUUGUCACUAUCAGAAAGCAGCAUCAACUACUGUGCAUGGCCUUUUUCAACCUCAUUAAAGUCCUUGAUUCUAUUAACUAGGAGGGACAAUGAAGCACUCUCUUCGGACUUGGCUGUCCACAGAAAUUCAUUUCCAUCUUAGGUUUGUUGCACGAGAGAAUACAGGCCUUAAUCUAAAUCAAUGGGUCCACAAGAGACCCAAUCUUAGCGCUGACUGGCAUCAACAUUCUUUUUAAUCUUUCUCCCCACAAUAUUAUACCUCACCUCCUGCUGCAGUGGAGCUAAUCUACAGGACUACGUAGCCUCUACUCCCAGAACCAAGGUCACCCCAACCUCUGCAGUCGAGCUGCAGUACACAGACGACAUUUCUGUUUGUGCGUGUUUGGAGGCCAAGCUCCAAGUCAUCCUCAAAUCAUUCAGUGAAGGAUACCAGAGGACAUUGAACAUACAUGAAAAGAAAAGAUCCUCUGCCAACACUGUCAUCUGACAAUGAAAGUUCACAAGAAGACUCUGGAAAAUGUGGACCACUUCUCAUAUCUUGGGAGUGCUUCUCAGUGAGCAGACACCAAUGAUGAAAUUCACCAUACCCUUCACUGUGCCAGGAUAACACUGUCCAACAAAGAAAGAAGGGAUUUUGAAGGUCAGGGCCUUAAACCCGGCACAAGACUCAUGGCCUACUGAGCAGCUGAGAUCCUUGCUCUCCUAUAUGCUUCUGACACCGGGAUCAAACACAGUCAGAACCUCAAGGCAUUGGAGGGAUAUCACUAAUGAUGUCUCAGAAAAUUCCCCUAAAUCCACUGACAGGAUAAGUGAACCAUUCUCACCAUACUCUCCCAGGGCAACAUCAGCAACACUAAUGCUGUAAUUACAUUCAGUCAGCUCCUGUGGGAAGGCCACAUCAUUCACCAAGCUCCCAAAACAUGCACUUUAUUCUGAGCUCUAUUGCAGUGGGAUACUAUCAGAUGGAAUGAAACACCACAUCCCCACUAGCUCCUGGGAGUCCCUGGCCCAUUAUGACCACCUGAAGUGGAGAGAGAGCAUUCAGGAUAGCAUUGCAAACCUUAAGGCUAUUUUUUGGGAGUAUGCAGAAUCCCAUCAUCAACAGCAGAAGGAGUGAACCACCUCACAAACUACUCACCUACCUUUCCCAUCAAGUAUCUCCUGAACCAUCUGUUGAAGAGCCCGUGGGACCCAUAUUGGCCUUCCCUGUCACCCCAGAGUCCACAGAACUGGUGAGGAAGCAAGUUAUCUCUGAUCUCAAGGACUGCCUAAGUAGAAGAAGAAACAUAAGUAGCUUUAUGAUCACAUUCUCGGGAUCUAAACAAAGGUUUGUCCUUGAUGACAUGUGAAACAAAGAGGAUUUUAAGUAUAAACUAUGCCUUCUACUCACUAUCUGCAAAGUCUACUCAUGAAGAUACAGCAAAAGAUGCUUUAUCUCAUUUGUCAAUUGCAGAUUGCCAAAGAAAUCAUUCCACAAAGUCAGAUUCUUCUGUGCUCCCCAGUCCCAACUGUUCAAAAGUCGCAACACCACGCAGCCGGAAGUCACUAGCACAAUUAGCCCCCUAACAGGAGCCUGAAGCUACUGUCCAUCCUUAGAAUAGUCUUGGGGAGGGCAAUCUAACCCUAUGUAUAGGUGACAGAAUUACUUCACUGUGUGUGACCCUUGCUGUCUUUUAGUUACACUUCCUUUAAGAGUUGGGAUGAAAAAAUGAACCACGUCUUUCACUAUGUGUUAGUGCCUGUAGGAAGUACAGUUCUGGGCACAUCAGAAAGUCAGAUUAGACUUUGCCUACAUUAGCAACUGAAUAGCUUGCUGACGCUGACUAUUAAGGAAUACACAUGAAGAAUGACUAUUUGUAGGUGGCCUUUUCUUAUGGAACCAUAGCUCAGUAAACAACUCAAUGCCUUCAUGAGAGGAGAGGCUGGGCAUUCAGAGACGGAAGGGGAAAAGAAAGUAAACUGGUUGGCAAACAAGAAUAUAAUUCAAAUCAUAGCCCAGUCUUAAAUUAUUAAAUUUUGGCAGUGACUGGAAAUGUGUUGCAAUUUGGAAGUUAACAUUGCUUUCCCAAUUUAGAUUCUUCCAGGUUUACUUAUCUUCGCACCAGAGAAGUUUUUUCCAAUUUGCAUGUUUGAAUUUCCUGAUCCCUAGUAUUUUAGCUUAUCACUUUCUAACACAAAUUCCCACGUGUCUAUUUGAUUGUGAAUAUCCUAAUUUUGGUAUCAUUACUGGUCAGGGUGCUGAGGUGUAGGUAAUAACAAUGUUGAUUCAUACAAAAGCAGUCAUUUGGCUUUUGAGAAAAAAUUGAAAAGAUAACUAAUAUUUAAUUAAAAUAUAAAUUUAGUUAAAUAGCUUAGAGUUUUACAAGAUACAAUAUUAGACAAUGGAUUCAAAGCAUAUGUAGAAACAGAGAAUCAUUCUAUUAGCAGCAUAGCAAAAAUGCAUACAAUUUUACAAUGUAAUUAGUAAUGUUAUCCUUAUAAACUUUAGAUAAUUGUUUUUUAAUAAAAUCUUAGAGAUGAUAUUCCGUUAUCAUGUGUUUACAACAUAUUCAUGACUAAGUAUGCCAUGUAAUGCCAAAAAAAAGGAACAUACAAAAACAGUUCAUCUCCCUCUCCAGUCAGCUGUAAUGGGAAUGGUAUUAAUGGUAAUUGCACAUUGAAGUAUAACAGUAAUCAUGCAGGAACAGUUUCCAAGAUUCUCAGCUCAUCUUAAUGACCUAUCUGUUUGAUACCUGUAGAAUUAUUCCCAGACUGAAGAUACAUUUUUUUGAUCUUCCACACUCCAAUGAAGUGAAGUUUUAUGGUUGAAGUAGUUCCAAUUUGCUUGUGUUCUUCGGAAAGAGACAUGGGUAAUUCUCAACAAAAAGUGGAAAUGAACAUUUGAGUAUGCAUUACCAAACGAGAUAUUUCCAAAUAUACUAUUCUUUGCACAGGAGAAUUUUGUUUUUUGCAGUUUGCAAGCUUUGUGAGAAUUCCCUGAUUUAGCCUACUAUUUUCUAAUAUGAAUUUACUGAUUCAGAAUUCAGAAAGUGGUAAGCUCGUUCCUUUGUCAUAUCACAAAAAAUCAUUAACCUAAACAAAUAUGCAAAUUUAACAUCUGGGCACAGAAACAUUUAGGGCUAGUUCCUGAAAAGGAUUCUAUUGUCAUUUAUCAUUCAAGUCAGUCUUUUAUCGUCGCUGCAGCCUUGUUUUAAUUUCUUUUCACGCAGAUCACAAAGUAUUUGUCAGCUUCUCUCAAAAGUAAAAGAAAUCCCUUGCUGAAAUCAGUAAUAAAGAAUAAAUUGCAAUGGGGGUUAUCACAAUACUUCUAAAAACUCUAAUGCUCCAGGAUUAAUUUGCUUUCCACAUGGAGUGACAUCUCAGAAAACUUUCCUACUUUUCCUUCUCCCCAUUCUACUCAUACACUCAAAUGCGCCAGGUAUACCUGUCAAGUGAAAAAUUUGUAGACUAAAUCUAUUUGACCACUAACCAUAAAUGGCUUCAAGGAGGUACAUUUCCCUCACUGGGCUCCAAUGCGCUCACUCAGUCCUGUGAAGAAACCUCAUUUCCCAACACCAUCUGUCGAGGGAAAUAUGUAAUUCAAGAGCAAAAUACUACAAAUGCUGGAAAUCUGAAGUAAAAUGGAAAAUGCUGAAAUAAUCAGCCAGACAGGCUCCUUUUGUGGAGAGCUCAUAUCAAUAAACUUCCAUCAAAAGUGGAAAACAUUAACAGUUAAAACAAGUCUUAAGAUGCAGAGAAAGGUGGAAGGGAGAACACAAGGGGAAGAAGAUUAAAUGAAUAAAAUAAUAAUUUACACUUUUUUCAAACUAAUCUUUUAUUAUUCAGUAAUCCUUUUACCAAUCAUUUUCACUAUUUGGGACUUCACUCAAUCUGUCAUUUAAUCUUUCCUGCCCUCCACCCUAUCAAAAACCUUCCCUCUUGCCUUCUCCUCCACUCUCCCUUUUCUUUGUACCUUGUAACUUGUUUUUAUCUUUAUUUUUUCACACUUCUGAUGAAAAGACAUUGCCUGGAACAUUUUCUUGGUUUAUCUCUACAGAGGUACUGCUUGACCAGUUUAAUACUUCCAGCAUGAAUGGUGUUGAUUGAAAAUUAAUUCUCAGAACUUUCCCUUCUAAGGUUCUGAGCUUUGACAUACCAAACCAUUUAUAUACUGAAUACUCUAAGUAAUUAAUCUUUUGGAAAAAGUAUCACUUUACCAUCAAGUGUUACGGUUCAAGUCUUCACUGUGGAAAUAAAUUUGAGCAAAGUGUGGUUGCAUUCUGCUUAAUACAUUCAAGUUUUGAAUAUUCCAAUAUCUAAACUUCCAUUCUAAUAGUCCAGGUCAGCUUCAUGGCGUGCCAAAAUGGGAACAUAUCUUGUUUGCGGCUAAUGGUCAGAGAACAUAUGCAACACUGGAAAAUUUCCAGCUCGGACUAAUUUUAAUGCUGAAUUGUAGGAAGGAAAAUUGCUGAACUGCUAAUGAAAAGAACUUUUUUGUGUAUGAGACCUCUGGGUGGGAAUAGAUUGUGAAAGUUUGGAGAAGUAGUCAAUCUCCAAUCUUCAAUUUGUUUUUUUCUCACAUAGUGUAGUUUGCUGUGCACAUUAUAUAUGUAUGUUGUUUGUUUCUAAUAAAACCUCCAAUUCUUUCAUCCACUUAAGGAUUCUUGCAAAUGAUAUCGAAAGUGCCACAUGUCCAUGUAAUCAGGUCUGGCCCAUAAAGGAAGAGUACAAAAUUGGAAUGGAUUAUAAAAACUUGAGAAAUGACACCAUUAGGAAGUAAACAUAAAUCUGGAAAAUGUUAUUAAAUUGAACCGUGUGUGAGUUAGACAUGGGACCACAGGCUUGAACCAAAAAAAGGAAAAUUUAGGACUUUAACGAGGAAGUUCUUGACAUACCCAGUGAUCAAUAGAUUGAAUGGAUUCCAGGACGUAAUACCAGAAAUAAAAAACAUUAAAUCAGAGAAUGUUUCAAUGGGGACCUUUGGAUUAAUUCUGGAUGGAUGAAUCUGGAUGGGCGAAUCUGGAUGGGCAUCUGACGAAUAUUAACAUAAGU
Messenger RNA from Pristis pectinata (smalltooth sawfish), 11175 nucleotides. It is a transcript of the gene c1h3orf70, whose product is annotated as chromosome 1 C3orf70 homolog. The transcript is spliced from 2 exons. NCBI's taxonomy places the organism in Eukaryota, Metazoa, Chordata, Chondrichthyes, Rhinopristiformes, Pristidae. The record is from RefSeq and is a predicted model, not a curated record. Bases 1557 to 2333 code for a protein of 258 amino acids.